CAACAGGCAUUUCACCGAAUGUUGCUGUAUGAGUUUUGAUACAGUACUUGAACAAACGUUCCAUCCAGUUUCAUCAUGCAAGGUUUAUUUUUCCUAACAGUUUCGGCUGUAUUGGGCGUCAGCUAUGCCGGCGUGGUAAAGCGACAGGCAGGACAAAGCCCAGGCGUAUGGUCAGCGCUGGACCAGCUGCGCGGAAAAACUAGGCUCUCGAUUGAUGAUAUUAGAGAUCUACUAGUUAAUGCCAAGCCCGGGCAAGAUUAUCCAAAUUUGGAUGACAUCCCACCUGGAAAUUUUGACUGUGGCGCUCAUAAACCGAUUCUAUGCCGACGUUGACACCAGAUGUCAAGUUGUCAGACGAUGUGACAUAAACGGCAACCAGACUGCCUAUAUUUGUCCAAACCUUACGAUCUUUAACCAAAUUACAUUGGUUUGCCACUGGUUCUGGGAUGUUGACUGCAGUAAAGCUCAACAAUUUUACGACUACUCAAACAGCCGCCUCUAUCAAGGUCACGACGUGUGGCUCCUGGACAACGAAGAUUCGUACGUUAUUGCCGAGAACAUUAAUGCACUCCCGCCGGUCUCCGGACACAAAGGAAAAAAGAAGGGAAAGAGCCGCAAUAAGGCAGCAGCAGAAUAGAUAUUGUUGCGUUUGUUAAUGCAGAUUCAUCCUCGCCUAUACCGACCGUACAUGUCACAUAAUUCCGUUGUUUUUCUUGAAAUAUAAAAAUUAGUGUUGCCCAUUUGUUGGAUUCUGUACUCGUUUCCUUUUGAAGUGCGAGUACUGUGUAGUUUGACCGUUUUACCCAUGUUUUAAAUGUGGUGGUUAUAAUUUAUACAAGACAAUUACUAGUACUGCUAGAAAAAUACGAUUGAAGCCUGAAGGAACAUAUUUAGUAAUUUCUUUAUAA
Messenger RNA from Paramacrobiotus metropolitanus, 908 nucleotides. RefSeq lists its product as uncharacterized. Gene Ontology annotation, molecular function: chitin binding. The coding region runs from base 239 to 637 and encodes 132 amino acids. NCBI's taxonomy places the organism in Eukaryota, Metazoa, Tardigrada, Eutardigrada, Parachela, Macrobiotidae. The transcript has 4 exons. The record is from RefSeq and is a predicted model, not a curated record. Gene Ontology annotation, cellular component: extracellular region.